UAAUAAUUAUAUUUUGAGCAUUUCAUACACAGAAUCUAUAAAAGCAAAUAUUUUUUUCAUUCAAAACUGUUAUAUAUUGCCCCAUAAAUCAUAUAGUCCGAUAGUCAUGAAGCCAUCUUGUUUCUCUCUGUAAAUAAAGAGCUGCGUAAUCCACCUUCAUCAUCCUAGAAGAUCUAUAGAAAUGGGUUUAAAAGAUCUCAAGAAUAAGAUUUUGAUUUUGGGGUGGAAAAAAUCGAAGGACGAAUCAGUUGAUAGAAAGCCUCCGGCAAAACCUGAUGAAGUUAAGGAUCAGGGCAAAGACGAAGACGGAGAUCAAAACAAAAGCAGUGAAGAAUCAACUACUAGUAAUAUAACUGAGAAAAUGAAGGGGGUUAGUGUGAAUGAUGAAGAUCCAUCAUCUGGACCUUCUCAAGAAGCAGAUGGUGCCCCAAUUUAUGCUUCACAACAACACUACCCUGAUCAGGGUCUGGAAUGGAGACGUUAUUGGAGGCAUGCAAGCAGUGGUGACCACAAUUGGCAAGAAAAUAUGACCAACGAUAUGGUUAAUGAUUUUUUUAAGCCUCCAUAUUAAUUACUUUUGGAAAUAAGCUAAA
Messenger RNA from Rhododendron vialii, 593 nucleotides. RefSeq lists its product as uncharacterized. Bases 182 to 571 code for a protein of 129 amino acids. Lineage: Eukaryota; Viridiplantae; Streptophyta; Magnoliopsida; Ericales; Ericaceae. The transcript has 2 exons. The record is from RefSeq and is a predicted model, not a curated record.